Vicia villosa (hairy vetch) is the source of this 744-nucleotide messenger RNA. RefSeq lists its product as uncharacterized. Bases 1 to 744 code for a protein of 247 amino acids. The transcript has a single exon. NCBI's taxonomy places the organism in Eukaryota, Viridiplantae, Streptophyta, Magnoliopsida, Fabales, Fabaceae. The record is from RefSeq and is a predicted model, not a curated record. Gene Ontology annotation, molecular function: catalytic activity.
AUGAAUGAGGAGAUUGCUAAGAGUUUUUGGGCUUCUUCAAAAGUUGGGUAUUCUUUUUCAAAUUCGAGAGGAAGAUCGGGGGGUUUGCUCUCCUUAUGGAAUAAUGAGAAAUUGGAAGUGUUGUUGAGUUUUAAAGGAGAAGGUUUCUUGGGGAUAAAGUUGAGGUGGGAGCAUAAUUUUUACUAUGUUAUUAAUGUGUACUCUUCAUGCGACUUAAUUAAAAAGAAGGCUUUGUGGGAGGAACUUUUAUCUUUGAAAGAAUCUUUCAAAGAUGGAGAAUGGAUUGUGGGUGGAGACUUUAAUGCCGUGAAGGAUGGGAAAGAAAGAAAGGGCAAAGUUGGAUUGGUUAAUAAUAGGGAGGCGGAUUUAUUCGCGGAAUUCAUUGAUAAAUCUUCUUUGGUGGACGUUCCGUGCAAAGGGAAAAAAUUCACUUGGUUUAGUGGGGAUGGCAAGGCGAAGAGUAGAAUUGAUAGAUUUCUUUUAUCUAGUGUCGUUAUCAAUAGAUGGGAGGUGGUGGGUCAAUUGAUCGGGGAUAGAGAUAUUUCGGAUCAUUGUCCGAUAUGGAUUAAGACGAAUAUUGCCAAUUGGGGGCCUAAACCUUUUAAAUUCAACAACGAGUGGUUUUCUUUGGAUUCUUUUUUACCUUUUGUGGAGAAGGCUUGGAAGAGUAUGGUGGUGGAAGGUAGAGGUGACUACGUCUUGAAGGAAAAACUUAGGAUCUUGAAAGACAAAUUAAAGGAGUGA